CUGUUAAGUUUAACCGUUAUCGUCUUUUACGAUCGAUCCGAACUUAUACGAGAAAAUAGGUCUUUAUCAUUUUUUUCCGUAAAGCUUCAAUGGUAACUCCGAUCGAGACGAAAAAGAGACAGUUUAACCGGUUUUUCUCUGUCUUUUUUUACUCUCAUAGUCAUCAUAUUGUACUUUUUUCUGAACAUGUACUACAAUGGAUUUAAGCCAACAAAAUGGAGCUGAUGGUGGGACAACCACAACAUAUCUGAGUGUUGGUAGUGAGGAGCCGAGCUUACCACAUUAAGAUUUCUGUUCCUUUUAUGUGUUUGUCAUUUUUUUGCGAUUUGGCCAAUAAAGGUUUUUUUAAUUGAGGCGGGUUACCCAAUUGAUUUGCUUGAUUAAUGCGGGGCGGGUGUGGAUAUCUUGUAUAACUCGUAGCGGGGGUCAGGAGGAUUUUCCUAUUAAGAAGUUUUUCUAUGUCUUUUGUACUCUUUCAUAGUCUUCCUGUGUACUUUUUUUCUGAACCGGUACUAAAGUGGAUUCAAGCCAACAAAAUGGAGCUGAUGGUGGGACAACCACAACAUAUACGAGUGUUGGUAGUGAGGAGUCGAGCUUACCACAUGAAAUUUUAGAGGAUUCAAAUCAGACAGAAGCUGUGUUCUCCCAGAAAAUGUUCAAGCACUGUGACAUGUCACUACAAGAAAUAUGGCUAUUGGUAGCAGUUCACGAUAUCACGAAUUCUCAAACUGCUACCAAAAAUGGUGUAAUCCGAUACCCAUCUUUUUCAUAGCGUUAGUUCCUCGCUAGCGAUAAAUUUAAUCCGGGAAAAAAAUUAAUAAAAAAUACAGUAAAGCAGAGUAAAGUGUUGUCGCGAUGCAAAAGACUUGGGUUUAGUUUUAACCUUUUCCGCCUCUCCUUCACUCUUCACAUAGAAACCAUCGAAGAAAAAAAUGAUUGGGAAGCCCAAUCUCUCCGAUUUUUGAUCGAUCUUCGUGUCUGAACGGUGUUGUUUUCGCCGGCGGUCAGAUUCCCGGUGAACCCAUAUUCGAUUUUGUCUGUAAUUCCUUUGAUUUAUCUGAUUUCUCAGAUGAAUUCCUUUGAUUUGUUUCAGCUUUUACAAUUUCGAUUUCACCGAAGAUUAGGAGGAGAGAAGUCAGGUUACAGAAUCACGAGAAGUCAGGUGGUAAUCAAUUCCGUUUUGCAUUUGAUAUCGUCAUGGGCGAACACGAUUGUUCCUUUCUCGACUGAAGCUUUGACUGUUCCUUUCUCUUCUCUUUUGCUUUGCAGGUUUUAGGUUUUGAUUGGUCCUUUCUCGAGUGAAGCUAGUGGAGUUGAAAUCCGAAGGAUCUUAUUGAUCAGGUGAACUAAGAUGGGGAAUCGGAAGAACAAGCGUGUGAAGAAGCAAAGGACAGAUGUAGAAACGGAGGUUGCGGAAGAUCAAUUCCUCGAAGAUAUAACAAACAGAGAAGUCUCAGAUGAAAUGGAGGCAGAAGAACAUAAUCAAAUGAGGACAGAGGAGAAUGAAAUGGAGGAAGAAGCAGAGGACUUGGGGGAGGAUAAACAGAAUGAAAUGGAGGAAGAAGCAGAAGCUGUUGAUGCAGCUGAUGAUGUGCAGACUCAGACUGACACAGCUACUACAUCACAGCGUAAAAGACGCCGAGGACCUACAAAGAUGAAACACAUUGCCAAGGAUCCAACUGAAAGGCAACAUGUCGACUUCACAAAUAUGGGGGAUCCCUGUGGUCCAGGUUCUGUACUGUUAUCCUCCUACUUGGGUCCCUUAGUUCGUGAACAUGUUCCGGUGAUCAUUGAUAACUGGAGACAAGUCAGUGAAGAAAUCAAGACUGUGCUCUGGAAAUCUAUUGAGAUGAGGUUUGACAUGGACGAAGACUUUAAAAAGGCUGCUGUGUUUAAGCAGAUGGGAUGUUUGUGGAGAGCAUCCAAAUCACGUCUAGUAACAUCUGUUAGGAAAGCUCCAACCAUUAAAGCUAGGAUGAGCAUGCAACCGAACAAUGUUUCUACAGCUGAAUGGCGUAAAUUUGUCAAAGAGAAGACCAGUCAGGCCUUUAAGGUUGUCAGCGACUCUUACAAAGAAAGAAGACAAAAUCAGAUUCCUCACACCUGCGGCCGUAAGGGAAUGGUGAGGCUGAGAGAAGAUUUGGUAAAGUCAAGCGAAGAUCCAUCAAAAGUGUCGAGGCUCCGAGUUUGGGUGAAAUCACGAACAAAGAAGGAUGGUACUCCUGUCAAUGUUAAUGCAGCUGCAAAGAUUGUAAGUUUUCAUAUUGAUUUUAAGAAGUUGAAUCUGCUGGUUGCUGCUUUGUGAUUAUUGAAAUUUUAAUGUGUUUCCAGGGAAAGGCAUCAGAGAUCGAACUUGAGGGUCAUGCCGAUUCAACGACAACGAAUCCAAAGAACGAUAUGCUAUCUCAGAUACUAGGACCUGAUCAACCUGGACGGUUGCGAGCGAUGGGCAGAGGCAUUAGCAUGACCAAAUUGAAUUGUUUACAGGUUAAGGACAACUAUAUCGCUGCAAUGGAACAAAAACAGGUCUCUCUGCAGGAACAGGUUAAUGAUUUACAGAAGGCCCUUCGCCGAAUGAAUAAUCUGGGUCCUGCAACUGAUGUCAGUGAAAACUCCUAUAACAAGGUAUGAAUUUAAUUAAUCUGGCUUACUCUAUCUAUAUAAUUGUAUAGUUGCAUUUCAUUGACAUUGCUUGUACUUCAUGUAGAGUGUAAAUAAUACCAGAUCACUUCCCAAGUGUUAUCUGGUUGACUGGGCUUCUGUCGAUGAGAAAGUUGCUGAGGGACGGGUCGUUUCAGCUGAAGCUGAUGAGUUAGUUAAUGGGGUUCCUUUAGGGCCUCACGCUGUGAAGGUUUUGGUUGAAACUGCAAUAAAAGCAGACACUUUUUUAUGGCGACCUGCACAUAAUAUGUUUACUAUGGAGGAUGCAGUUGGCGAAAUGAUUGCAUGGCAU
Messenger RNA from Brassica napus (rape), 2953 nucleotides. RefSeq lists its product as uncharacterized. The transcript is spliced from 3 exons. The record is from RefSeq and is a predicted model, not a curated record. NCBI's taxonomy places the organism in Eukaryota, Viridiplantae, Streptophyta, Magnoliopsida, Brassicales, Brassicaceae. The coding region runs from base 1352 to 2305 and encodes 317 amino acids.